AGUGAUGUCGUUUGUCUCCUAGGCGGCAUUGAAUCCAUAACGAGGUGUUCAGUUUCUUCCGUAACUUGCAUCUCGUUAUCUGCUACAUCCAAAUGGCAAUCCUGGAAAGUGGCCGAGCUGCCUAAACCGCUUGCUUGUGCAUCUGCUCUGGUCAUAGAGGGGGGUAAUAUUCUUCUCACUGGUGGAUUUCUCGAUGAAGAAGCUUCCUCGAGCACAUAUUUUCUCGAUUCCUCGACAUUAAGGUGGUCAAGCGGACCAGAUAUGAAUAUAGGAAGGCAUGGUUUUGGAAUGUGUAAAGUCGGACAGCGGGUAUUUGUAUUUGGUGGACACAAGAAGAGAAGUCGUAAGCUACACGAGGGCUGGAAGAUAAUGCCUCAGCGACUGCAAAUAGGUCGUUAUCAUCCUGCGGCCGAAUCGUAUAAAACAUUCAUUUAUGCAAUUUCUGGUAUGGCUGAAAAGCGUCUUGAGGAUUCUGUCGAACGUUUGGAUGUUUCUGAUAUGAGGCUCGGAUGGCAAUUUGUGGCCAAAAUCUUAACCCCGUAA
This is a messenger RNA of Protopolystoma xenopodis, 543 nucleotides long. The record is from the annotation of a GenBank genome assembly. Lineage: Eukaryota; Metazoa; Platyhelminthes; Monogenea; Polystomatidea; Polystomatidae.